AUGGAGCAGCAAAAUGGCAGGCCACGCUGGCGCAAGAAGCGUUCCGCCGACAGUAGCGUCGAGGCUGCGCAGGACGCCGUGCCUGCCAACCGUCGACCAAACAGCAUCGGCGGUGACACUGCACCCACCAAGGUGGUGGCUAUGGACUGCGAGAUGGUGGGAGUGGGACCCGGCGGGCAGCGGUCUGCGCUGGCCAGAGUGUGCAUCCUGAACAGUGCUGGCAAUGUGCUGCUUGACCGCUGGGUGCGGCCCAAUGAAAAGGUCACGGACUUUCGGACCAAAGUCAGCGGUGUGCGGCCCUCCAAUCUCCGCGACGCCCCCGUUUUUGACGAGGUGCAGCGACAGGUGUCAGACCUGCUGAAGGGGCGCAUCAUCGUAGGGCACGCACUGGAGAAUGAUUUGGAGGCUCUGCUGCUGAACCACCGCCGCGCAGACGUGCGCGACACGGCCAAGUACCCGCCACUGAUGCAGGCUCGCACCGGCAAGCUGAAGCCACGUGCGCUGCGGCACCUGGCCACGGAGCAGCUGGGGCUAACCAUCCAAGAGGGCGAGCACAGCCCUGUUGAGGACGCAAGAGCGGCCCUGUAUCUGUAUUUGAAGCAUCGGAAGGAGUGGGAAAGAGGGGGGCAGCAGGGGCGGAAGGAGCAUCUGCACUCAGCAGCUGCAGCAGUCGGGGCUGGCGGCCUGGGAGAACGCAGCAUCGCCGGCAGUAACUAA
Messenger RNA from Chlorella variabilis, 717 nucleotides. RefSeq lists its product as hypothetical. The transcript is spliced from 3 exons. NCBI's taxonomy places the organism in Eukaryota, Viridiplantae, Chlorophyta, Trebouxiophyceae, Chlorellales, Chlorellaceae. Bases 1 to 717 code for a protein of 238 amino acids. Gene Ontology annotation, biological process: rRNA processing. Gene Ontology annotation, molecular function: nucleic acid binding; 3'-5' exonuclease activity. The record is from RefSeq and is a predicted model, not a curated record. Gene Ontology annotation, cellular component: nucleus.